CCGGGUUCCCUCCUCCCCCUCACUGAAAUGCAGCUGCGCCAUCCACCCUCCUUUGUCUGCUGAGGAAGAGUGCGACGACUUGCAGCGGAGAAGACGCCGGUGGGCCCUUUACUAACUACACUGUUUUCCUUGUUGUUGCAUUUUCGUUUUAAAGGGGAGAAGCUUGACGAACUGAGCAGAGCUUCGUUCGCGCGUUAUGAGCCAAACGAAUGCUAAUAAGAGCAACAUAGAGCCCGCCGUAGAGUCAAGCCCAGCAGAGAAUAAGAUCAAAAUGGAAGACACCAAGUACCUCCCGGAGCUCCUGGCGGAAAAGGAUAGCCUGGAUUCAUCGUUCACGCAUGCAAUGAAACUCAUAUCUGCAGAGAUUGAGAGGAUCCAGAAAGGUGAAACCAAGAAAGAGCCUGAGAAGGAAACAUACCUGGACCUGUUUGCGACCAAGAAUCUGAAGCUCAAGGAGCGUGUCCUCAUUCCCACCAAGCAGUACCCUAGGGUCAACUUUGUGGGAAAGCUUUUGGGACCUCAGGGUAGCACAAUCAAGAGGCUGCAAGAGGACACCGGAGCAAAGAUUUCAGUUCUGGGUAAAGGUUCCAUGAGGGACAAGAACAAGGAGGAAGAAUUUAGAAAGGGGGGUGAGGCUAAAUAUGCUCACCUCGCCAUGGAACUGCAUGUGUUCAUCGAGGUGACGGCACCCAUACCAGAAGCGUACCUGCGCAUGGCUCACGCCAUGGAGGAGGUGAAGAAGUUCCUUAUCCCGGAACCUGGUGAGCACGAUCCAUACAUGGAUCCACUGUUCCUGAAUGGAUCCCAGGAUGGUUCGAGGGGGCGAGGUGGUCCUCUAGGAAGGGGCAGAGGUGGACCACCUGGUGCUGGAGGACCAAGGGGCCGAGGAAUGCCACGUGGGGCUCCUCGGGGAGCGAUGCGCGGUGGGGCUCCACGCGGAGCACCGGGGCGAGGUGGUGCACCAAGAGGUGCUCCGUCUGGUCGGGGUGGACCUCCUUCUGCUCCUACUAGAGGAGGCUCUGCUCCUCGCUCCAGACCGCCUGCAGCAGGGGCUCCCAGGAUGCUCCCCUCGGCAGCCUUGUCUCACCAGCAACACCAGGUUCCACCUUCAGCAACAGGGUCAAAGCCUGAUGCUUAUGAGGAUUAUCCUGCAUAUGAUGACUCUUAUGCAGAGCCGGCAUAUGAGGGAUAUGAUAAUUAUUAUAGCCAGCCUUCUGCCCCUGCGGAUACAGAGUAUUAUGAUUAUGGACACGGUGAAGCCCAGGAUCCAUCAUAUGAGGCCGGUUAUGCUCAAGAUGAUUGGGACAACUCGUGGUCCGGUGCCGGGGCUGGAGGCAAGGCCCCUCCAUCUAGGCAGGCGAAGGGAUCGUACAGAGAGCAUCCUUACCCAAGAUACUGAACAACUACUGGUAGAGAGUUGCAGUGGCAACUGUCUCCGAUUGUAACUCACACUUGACUUUACAAAAGUAAUUUCCCUCUCGUUUCCCUUGUUAAUGGUUUUAUUUAAAACAUUCUUUUCUCUUUUUAUUUUUAAAACCUAGGACAUUUUGUUGGAUGUAUCCUAGUGCCAGAGGAGCAACAUUUUUCUCCCUAUUGUUUAUGUUUGAGUUGCGUAGUUAAGGUCUUAGUGACAUAAACAGAACCAACAAAAUGACUUUUUUAGUUUCGUUUUUUUGUUAGAUAUUUGAUGGUAAAUAUUUUUGUUCCUGCACAAACUGUGAUUGUGGCGAUUAAAAUUUUCUCACAUAGGCUGCAUUUGUUUUGUAAAAAAAAGUCCUUCAUGACUGGACAAAUUAUUCAUAAUGACUCCAUUUGUAAAUUUAUAAUAACUUAAACAGAUUUAGUUGCAAACUCAAAUAGAACCAUUUUGAUUAAAACGGUCUUAUUUGUUUAUAUUGCAUUACAAAUCUAGUUAUGUGACUUUACUCCCAAAGAGCAAAUAAACAAAAUAUAACUGUAGAAAUCCAUUUGACAAAGAAUAAAGGCCUUUAUUUUCUGCACCCUUUUACAAUUGGUAUUUUAUGAAAAGUCGCUCUAUUACUUGCAAAAUCAUCGCUGAUCGACUAAUUCUUGUAAAGCUUGAAGGAUUAAUAACUUACUGUGUACGUAAGACUACAGCCAACUCGGUCUUUUUUUGUAUAUAACCUUAGAAAAACUGUGUAUGCUUAAGUCGUGCCGUCUCCAAAAUGCUUAAUGCUUGUGUACCUUUUGACUAAAUAGGUAACUAAACACAUCCCCAAAAAAAACAAUGUCUUUCUGCAGUGCGUGUUUCAAUAAAGUUUCUAGUUUCUUUUUAAUCAACCUAAACAUGGUAUUUUUGCCUUUGUUGUACCAAAGGAUUAUCUCCAGUUUGUGAAAAUGGUCCUCAGUGGUUUUCAACAAUGCUGAAUAAGCUGUAUGUAUACACGUCAACUUUGAUUUUUAAAAUUCCAAAGCAGUGUUUGGUUUUUUGUUUUGGGUUUGGUUUUUUCUACAAGAAGUCUAUCCUCUUCGCCUGUCUUCAAAAUUUUAUCUAAAUGCCACUUGUAAUGACACCUUAAAAAAAAAAAAAAAAAAAAAGGGGGGGGGGGGAAA
Haplochromis burtoni (Burton's mouthbrooder) is the source of this 2574-nucleotide messenger RNA. It is a transcript of the gene khdrbs1a, whose product is annotated as KH domain containing, RNA binding, signal transduction associated 1a. Bases 197 to 1399 code for a protein of 400 amino acids. The transcript is spliced from 9 exons. Gene Ontology annotation, molecular function: mRNA binding; poly(A) binding. Gene Ontology annotation, cellular component: nucleus. Gene Ontology annotation, biological process: regulation of alternative mRNA splicing, via spliceosome. The record is from RefSeq and is a predicted model, not a curated record. NCBI's taxonomy places the organism in Eukaryota, Metazoa, Chordata, Actinopteri, Cichliformes, Cichlidae.